UUCAGACCGCCACGCGCAUGCUCAGGUCUCUUUACGACUCGGCUGGCAAAGAUGGCGGAUGCACAAACCGAGAGGUCCUACCAGAAACAACCCACCAUCUUCCAGAACAAGAAGCGUGUUCUGGUCCCGGAGGGUGGGAAGGAGGCGAAGGAGAAGCUGCCCCGCUACCACAAAAGUGUCGGGCUUGGCUUUAAAACCCCAAGAGAGGCUAUUGAAGGCACUUACAUUGACAAGAAAUGCCCCUUCACUGGAAACGUCUCCAUUCGUGGUCGUAUCCUCUCUGGUGUGGUGACCAAAAUGAAGAUGCAGAGGACCAUCGUUAUCAGGCGCGACUACCUGCAUUACAUCCGCAAAUACAACCGCUUUGAGAAGAGGCACAAGAACCUGUCAGUCCAUCUGUCCCCGUGCUUCAGAGAUGUCUCAGUCGGCGAUAUUGUGACGGUGGGAGAGUGCAGACCCCUCAGCAAAACCGUGAGGUUCAACGUCCUCAAAGUGACUAAGGCUGCUGGAGCCAAGAAGCAGUUCCAGAAAUUUUAGAUCCUGUUUUAAAGUGGCAGAAGACUACAAACUUGCAUUAAAUGUUGGCGACGUGACUGAGUGCCCACCCCUCAAUAAAACCCAGAGGGUCGACGUCCUCAAAGUGACAAAGGCUGUUGGAGCCAAGACAUCCCAUCUGUCAAAUAAAAAAAAUGUGUUUAAAA
This is a messenger RNA of Synchiropus splendidus (mandarinfish), 701 nucleotides long. It is a transcript of the gene rps11, whose product is annotated as ribosomal protein S11. The record is from RefSeq and is a predicted model, not a curated record. Gene Ontology annotation, biological process: translation. The transcript is spliced from 7 exons. NCBI's taxonomy places the organism in Eukaryota, Metazoa, Chordata, Actinopteri, Syngnathiformes, Callionymidae. The coding region runs from base 52 to 537 and encodes 161 amino acids. Gene Ontology annotation, cellular component: cytosolic small ribosomal subunit; ribosome. Gene Ontology annotation, molecular function: structural constituent of ribosome.